Manis javanica (Malayan pangolin) is the source of this 2829-nucleotide messenger RNA. The record is from RefSeq and is a predicted model, not a curated record. NCBI's taxonomy places the organism in Eukaryota, Metazoa, Chordata, Mammalia, Pholidota, Manidae.
UGUUCUGAAAUCAUGAUCUUAGUGUUUUAAGGGGAAGUCCUGGGGGCACUGCCGCCUUACCUUUUCUAGUCGCUGUUGAGAGGAGGCACUUCACGGGCUGCUUUUCCCUCUUUUUGGUGAAAUGCCACAGGUGGGCACCGGGCAGGGGGCCGACACCCGCACAGCACAGACACCCCACGCCCCGCCUCCCCGUCCCACGUCCUCUCACGGGUGUCUUGUUCCCGGCAGGACGGUUCUUCUCACUCUGACCUCCGCCGUUGUCCUGGUCAUCACCACCGACUGGAUCAGCUGGGACAAGCUCAACCGGGGAUUUCUGCCCAGUGACGAAGUUUCCAGAGCAUUCCUGGCUUCCUUCAUCCUGGUCUUCGACCUCCUCAUCGUGAUGCAGGACUGGGAAUUCCCGCAUUUCAUGGGAGAUGUUGAUGUGAAUCUCCCUGGACUGCACACCCCUCACAUGCAGUUCAAGGUCCCUUUCUUCCAGAAGAUCUUCAAGGAGGAAUAUCACAUUCAUAUAACAGGUAAAUGGUUUAACUAUGGAAUUAUCUUUCUUGUCUUGAUUUUGGAUCUUAAUAUGUGGAAGAACCAGAUAUUUUACAAACCUCAUGAAUAUGGACAAUAUAUCGGCCCAGGGCAGAAAAUAUAUACAGUGAAAGACUCUGAAAGUUUAAAGGAUUUGAACAGAACCAAGCUUUCCUGGGAGUGGAGGUCCAAUCACACCAACCCUCAGACUAAUAAAACGUAUGUGGAGGGAGACAUGUUCCUGCACAGCAGGUUCACGGGGGCCAGUCUUGACGUCAAGUGUCUGGCCUUCGUCCCAAGCCUGAUAGCCUUCGUGUGGUUCGGGUUCUUCAUUUGGUUCUUUGGACGCUUUUUGAAAAAUGAGCAAGGCAUGGAGAACCAAGACAAAACGUACACGCGCAUGAAAAGGAAAUCCCCGUCUGAGCACAGCAAGGACAUGGGACUCACCCGAGAAAACACCCGGGCCUCCGUGGGGGACCCGUUGAAUGACCCGCCCCUGGUCUGCAUCAGGUCCGACCUCAACGAGAUCGUCUACAAGGCCUCCCACCUGACAUCGGAGAAUUUGAGCUCGCACCUGCAGGAGGCCCCCGGCGGGGCGGAAGCCGACCCGGAGCCGGCGACCUCCGAGAGCACAGCCGCGCCAGGGGCCGCGAGCCCGCCGACAGCCCGGGGGCAGCCUUGAGCGUCGCCUUAACGAGCUCGUCUUCCCUCUUGCACAUGUGAGGUUUCCGUAGUGUAAGAAAUACAUGCAAGGCCACAACGGUGCUCAACACGCUUUUUCUAGGACUCAUUGUUUCCUAUUUGUAUUAUGAUCCACGUGCCUACUGUGUAGCUAGUGGUCCUCUAGAGAUUGCUUUUCACAACCGCACAAGCUAUUCGCCGACUUCCCAGCAGAGCAGACGACAAGCCGACUGCCGUGUGUCCAAUGUCUGACCAUAGCGGUGCCUUGAGACAUUAAACUGUUUUUAACCGUACCAGAAAUAAAGAGUGGCACGGUCUCCGACCUACUUCACGUGGGGGCCUCUGUGUACAGUUCUCCUGGUGUGAGCAGGAUAAAGGGACGGCCCGGAUGCGGCUCAGGAAGUUCUCCUGGUUUCUUACGCAGCAGUGGAGUUGGGGACUUUGACGCAAGACUGCCGAGGGGCAUGGUGAUCACCUGUGAAUUUUUAUUGGGCGUCUGCCAUGUACGAAUGGAGGUGCAGAAUUCAGUAGUAGGAGAAUGAUAAUCCAGCACGGGUCACUACUUGCGAAAUGUGACUCUCUCCACCAGUAACUGCAAUUAGGCAGGUGAUAAUGCCUAAUUAUGUUUUCCUAAUUAAAGAUAAAUUGCUACUUGAUUAAAAACCUUGCCCUUCACCGUUGGGAACUAAGGUUAAGAGGCACAGUUGGGCGAAUUCUCAAGUUUAUUGUUAUUUACGUAAAGCCCUAGAAAACCAAAGGGCUGAGGUUUUAACCACAUGAGGGCCGUGCAGUCUACCAUCUACAAUGUUUGCACAUCUUUCUAUAAAUAUGGCUCUGAACGGUAAAAAUUGAAAGACAGAUGCCAACCCUGAGCAGGAAAAGUCCUCUAAAAAUCACACGCAAAACUUGUGAGGUAGAGAAAGGGGUGCAUGAAAGAAUCUGUGUAGUGGCUUGUGUGUGCCUUUUUUUUGGUUUUUGUUUUAAGAAUUAAACAUUGCACAUUAAUAAAGAAUUACACAUCAAUAAUUAUGUGAUAUAGCUUUUUGUUCAUAAUACAGGAAUUCAACUAUAUAUUGGUUUAAAAAUAGGCCAUUUAAAUGCUGGAGUUUUUUAGCACAAUACCAGGCACAUUAAAACAUGGAAUAUUUCCAACAUGCUUUCAAUUUUGUUCCAUAAAUUGUGUUUACAUGUUCUUGAGAGGACUGGGACAGGUCACUUUUAAGGCAAAAUUAUGUUCCUGUCACAUUCUGACAUAGUUGUAUUUUGCCUUUAUGAUUUUUUAAAUCUCCCUUGUUUUGAUCUACAUGCUUUUAAGCUGGCAGCCUGCUGAAUUUAGCAUCCCUAAUAGAACUAUGCAUUUAUCUGUCACUUGAGAGCCGGCUGUAAUAAACUCCUUCCUCGAAUUGUUUACUAAGCAAUUGGAACUGUGCCCCUGCUGUUUCUUUUACCUUUAAUAGCCAUGCAUGGUGCUACCUGAAAUCAGGAACACUUCUGAUGCUGGAAAUGCAGAGAUCGCACUCACUACAGUAAUCCACUGACCAUUCUGUCCAAAGAUACCAUAUCAUCUCUGGCAUGUGGCAACAUUGGCCAUUGCUCAAUUUGCACAGCAUAGAACCUUAAACUUCUUGG